GUUCAUGUUGUACAGUAGCUGAUGAAUAUACAUAUACGUCAGCGAACUCUCCAUGCAGACCAUGAGAUCCUUAAACUGGAUACUCAUUCAAAACACAGAAAUUACAGAAAUAAAUCGUAACUGUGUAUCAUUUUUUUAUCACAUGGAAAAUAAUUUUUCAAAUACAUAGGCUCAACACUUUAAGGUGAAGUCAAAACAAAAUUCUGUUAUAUUCUCAUAAUCAAAGCAAAGAACAAGUAGGUUUGUAGGCUUUAUUUUGACACGAAACCGCCAGACGCUGAAUGGUCUCUUGCAUUAUAAUGGCUGGAAGACAUGUACAUGUACACUUGCUGACACAUAAAAUUGACAUAGCCUAAGUUCAUUCUUAAAUAUCGGAAACGACGUUGGACACCCUACCGAGUGUUAAAAUUGAAAAUCCCAAAGAGAACGAGGUUGCCUAGGAUACGGUGAUUUCGACGUUACUUGGAGGCAGUUCGUGGUUUCUGGAUGUAACCCUUCAGCUGUAAAAUGAGGUCUAGUGUGGAUAAAGCUGCUGUCAAGAUGUCGCGUCGCUGGAAGUUGAUUUGUGUUCCGACAGUUAUUGUAACGGUGAUAAUAUGCUUCACGUCGACAUAUCUGUUACUGGUUAAGGGUACGAACCGUUGGGGAAGUGGCCGUGGGCUUCGUGUAAACCAGAACACAAGAAGGACUGGUGUUGAAACAACACGGAAUUUCUCAAGAAUUGGAAACAGGGAAGAAAAAACUAGAGAGAAUAUUACAAAAGUGGUUGACAGAGAACAAAACAAGAUAUUGAUGACGAAUUCAGCAGCAGUUGCCGUGUGUUGCACGGAUCUGAUGAAUCUUGACAAAGAUAAAGCUGUGAUUAUUGGUCGUCGAAGAAAAAACAAAGGUUUUCUAACAAUUGGUAUACCGAACACACCCCGUUCAUUUGGAAAGAGUGACCUCAAAAGAACCCUCAAAUCUCUGAUUCAGAACACUCCCAAUGAUCUCGGGCAAUCUCAUGUGAGUAUUGUUGUCUUUGCAAGUGCCUUAGACCAGAGUACUCGACUCUCCACCCGUGAUAUCGUCGCUGGUUUUCCUGAACACGUUCAGAGUGGACUGCUGCAACUUAUCGAAGCCCCUAGAUCUUUCUAUCCAAAUCUGUCAGCACUUACUGGCAGUGAUCUCUACAACCGUGUCAAGCAGAACGUUGACAAUGCAUUCCUACUUGCUUACGCUAUGGACAGUGCGGACUUCUACCUGCAACUGUCAGAUAAUGUCAGAGCUCCUUCCAAUUAUCUGCAGUCGAUACGUGAUUUCAUCAAGCAACAAGGCGGAGCUUAUUGGGUAACCCUUGAAUUUUACCCAGUAGGAUUCACUGGCAAACUUUUUCAUGGAGGUGGAAGGGACAUGCAACAACUCAUCCAUCUAUUCACAGAAUAUGCCAGGGAACAGUCUGUCGAAAGUUUGUUUGGUCACUUCAAAGACUUGAAUGUGCAACUGAGAGACGCUGUGCGAAGACCACCUCUUUUUGCGUCAUAGUGAAAUAUUAAGUAGACUAUACUAGUUCCAUCCUCACAUUUUGUGUGUUUUUAUCUCAAUUCAUAUCAGGACGUAGCUAUGAGUUCCAUUAUUUUGUCGUAAUAUAAUUUGCCAUUAACAUGAUUACCACAAUGUGUGAAGUGGAUAUUGUGGGUAACAGUAAAUUACAAUGAAGCUCACGGGAAAUUCUGGACACUAAAUAUACCGGUAGUUAUCAGUUAUUAUUGUCAAUCAAUGACAAGAAAAAUUUCACAAAGUAAAGACGGAAACGGAAGGAAAUCGACAGUAAAUAAUGUUUCAUAUAUUUCCUGGUAUCAUACACAGAUUAUAUAUAUUUAUUAUAUGUUUUGACAUAUCAGAAAAAAAUAAGCUUUACAUGGGGAUGGAUUAUUUACGAUUUCUUUUGGAUUUUCAAAGGGGUGCAGCCUUUUAAAGCACGAAUAUUUUUGUAUGGAGGCUUUGCGUGGUAGCCAUAUUGCCUGCCGGGGCAAACCUUUUGUUCCACUGGGAAACCUUACUCUUGCAUACCCUGUGGAACAAAAGCACUGGCCUGCAAGAUGGCAGCCGUGCAAACCCUUCAUACAGAUUACUUGUUGAUGAUGACUAAAAUCGAUGAUGUAAGGUAAAGGUAGCCCAAUCAUUGUAGCUGUUCCCAUAGGGAUUAACAACAAAAAACUCUUCAAGAAAUGCUAUAUUUCGUGGUAAGAAUUAUAAAGUUCAUUAUAAUAUCAGAGGCAACAAUCAAUAUCAUCAAUUGAUAUCAAUACAGCACGGUGCAAUGAAUUGUUUGAAGACACAUUUGUGGGAAUACAUUUACAACCAAAUAGAUUCAACAAAGUGAACUUACAAGUUUACCACAUCACAAAUCUUCACGAGAAAGAAAUAUAGAUGCUUCCUUAUGCAAUCACAUACAAAUGCGAGUAUGUACAACAUCACAACAAAUACUUCAUAAAUGAGCAAAUAACAUGGUGAGAUCAAAUGCGUGCGUUUUAAAUUGUUUUACUUGUCUUUGCCGUAGACAGUUUACGUAAUUUAAUUACAUCUUGUGUGAUUAUAAUGGCGUUUUGUGGUUUAUUCUGAUGUGUCAUAAGCCUUUAUAUAAAUCAAUAACCUUAUUUGGCUUUUCGUGUUCUUUUGUAAGUACUUGAUUUCUCGAGAUGAAGGCUACAUUUUUGCGGUAGCCGUGCUAGUACCAGCAAUGGCAUUAUCAUCUGGUAUCUGGGACUCCUCGAUUCCUGAUUCAGAAUAAUAAUCUUUCGCUCUUGAAGGAGAAAAGCCACAAACCAGUCCACAUACCCAACACCCAAAUCCUCUCCCAUUUCCAGGUAGGAUACGAGACUUGCCUUGUCCCUUGAGAUCGUCUACCUCGUUCUUAAGCUGGGGAGGAAAAGUAAAGCUGAAUCUAGUUAAAGCACUGCACAUACUCUGCCUGCUAUGGGAUAUCUAUUUCAUGUUUAUUAGAGGUGUUCAAAGGGAGAUGACUUGACUUUCAUUCACAAAUUGAAACAUUAUAGAUUACUCUUCCUUUAUGUGUUUUAUUGCGCCUGUUUAUUACAACAGCAGGGCUAUAAAGAUAACAAUAGACUGUAUUCGCGGGGUUUUCAAUUUCAGUCGUAUUGCUGAAUGUAUUGUAUACAUUUGAAUUCCUAACUGGGAUGGUAACAGCUGAUUUCGGGGGUCGGAAUGAAAUCGUAGAAUUGAGUCUGUUUCUUUAAUUUUUAAAUUUUCAAAUGAAUAGACUACGUUGGGGAAUCUGACAGAAAUUGGGUCCCCCGCGUGUACGGUGUACAUAUAUUAACAGUUUAUUGUUUUGAAAUUUAAAGGAUCCAGGAAAUGAAUUUUUCUUAGAAUCACUUUUUGUGUAUCUCUGUACUCUUCUUCCAAGUAUGAAGACUUUUUGACAUGUGUUUUGAGUAAAGUGAACUGAACGGUGCACUUUUUCAAACAUUAAAAAUUGGCCAAGCAUUUCUGGACAAGUGA
Messenger RNA from Acanthaster planci (crown-of-thorns starfish), 3501 nucleotides. RefSeq names its product alpha-1,3-mannosyl-glycoprotein 4-beta-N-acetylglucosaminyltransferase C-like. Gene Ontology annotation, molecular function: acetylglucosaminyltransferase activity. The record is from RefSeq and is a predicted model, not a curated record. Gene Ontology annotation, biological process: protein N-linked glycosylation. NCBI's taxonomy places the organism in Eukaryota, Metazoa, Echinodermata, Asteroidea, Valvatida, Acanthasteridae.